Molecule: messenger RNA, 1215 nt
Organism: Macadamia integrifolia
Lineage: Eukaryota; Viridiplantae; Streptophyta; Magnoliopsida; Proteales; Proteaceae
Product: acid phosphatase 1-like
Exons: 3
Coding region: 274-1077 (267 amino acids)
Molecular function (GO): acid phosphatase activity
Source: RefSeq, a predicted model, not a curated record
AAAUCAGAUUCAGUUCAUCUGCACCAACUCUCCAUCCCUAUUCCCUUGUUUCUUAGUUCCUUUGUUUUCUCUCUCUAGACUCGAGAGAGAGAGAGAGAGAGUCCCUUAAGGCAUUCAGAAGCGAGAACUGUUCAAAUGAAGAAACGAAUGCCUUGACACGGCCCGACCUUGAAAACCAACGAUUGUUUUUCUUCUCCUCCUUUUUCCAAAUUCAAUAUCUCAUAAAUUCUGAUCUUUUGCUGCCCUGAAUUGUCAAGAUUUCUUCUUUCUACCAUGAAUCGCCUUCUGGGAUUUCUGUUCUUCCUGGGUCUCUCUUCAAUUGUUUGUUCGGAAGAGAAAUUCGAUUCUCACCUUCCCAGACCGUUAAUCCUCGAAUUCCCUGAAACCCAUGAAUCUCAAUUGAAAGGAUUGGAAGAUGAUGAGCUACGGUUACAGUGUUCGAGUUGGAGAUUUGCAGCUGAGGCUAAUAACCUAAACUCGUGGAGUACGAUCCCGCCCGAAUGCGCCGAAUAUGUGAAGGAUUACAUGACAAGCAGAGCAUACACUUUUGAUCUCGAGAGGGUUUCCAUUGAAGCGACUACUUACGCGAGGAGCCUUCAGCUCGUUGGGGAUGGGAUGGAUGCCUGGGUUUUCGAUAUCGAUGAGACACUGCUCUCGAAUCUUCCAUAUUAUAUCGACCAUGGGUUUGGUUUAGAGGUUUUUGACGGGCGUGAAUUUGAUAAAUGGGUGGAAAAAGCUACGGCUUCUGCCAUAGAGUCAAGUUCGAAGUUGUAUGAAGAAGUUUUGGGGUUGGGAUUCAAGGUCUUCUUGUUGACAGGUCGGAGUGAAAAGCACAGGAGUGUUACUGUUGAAAAUUUAAGAAAUGCAGGAUUUCAGUAUUGGGACAAACUUAUAUUGAGAGCCUUGGAAGACCAUGGAAAAACUGCAACUCUAUACAAGUCGGAGAGGAGAAGCGAGAUGGUGAAAGAAGGAUAUAGGAUUCUGGGGAACUCUGGAGAUCAAUGGAGUGAUUUACUUGGUUACACCAUGUCAAUUCGUUCCUUCAAGCUUCCAAAUCCCAUGUACUAUAUUCCCUGAUAGGAGCAUUUCAUUGACAGCAGUAAACAUUUCAAUUUUUAUCAAAAACCCUUUUAUACCUGAAGUCAGCUAUCUGACUCCUUUCAAGUGUAAAAAAAUCCAAACUCCUAUAGAUCACUGUGUUGGUAAUUUACUUUA